This is a messenger RNA of Nycticebus coucang (slow loris), 744 nucleotides long. RefSeq lists its product as uncharacterized. The record is from RefSeq and is a predicted model, not a curated record. The transcript has 3 exons. Bases 58 to 744 code for a protein of 228 amino acids. Gene Ontology annotation, molecular function: peptide antigen binding. Lineage: Eukaryota; Metazoa; Chordata; Mammalia; Primates; Lorisidae.
UCUGGUAAUAGAAGUAGCUCUCCUGUCUGGAUAUUGCAGGUUCCAGUGGGGAGAACAAUGAAGACACUAAGUGGAUCUUUGUUCUUGUUUUUCUGGCUGCAGCUAGAUUGCACGAGUAGAGGAGAAGAGGUGAAGCAGAGUCCUUUCCUGAGUGUCCGAGAGGGACACAGCUCUGUUAUCAACUGCACUUACACAGGCAGUACCUCGAUCUAUUUCUACUGGUAUAAGCAAGGACCUGGAGGUCUCCAGUUGCUUAUGACUGUUUUUUCAAGUGUGGAGAAGAAACAAGAAGGAAGACUCUCUGCCUGGUUGAAUAAGACAGAAAAACAUCUCUUCCUGAAUAUCUCAGACACCCAACCUGGAGACUCAGCUGUCUACUUCUGUGCAACGAGUACACAUUGCUUCUCAGGGGUGGCCAGCCAAAAGAUAGAACAGGAUUCUCAGGGCCUGAGCAUCCAUGAAGGCAAAACAGUCGCUCUGACCUGUAACUAUACAAGUUAUUCUCCAACAUCGUUUCAGUGGUACCGACAAGAUCCAGGAAGAGGCCUUGUCUUCUUGCUACUAAUACGUGAAAAUGAACACGAAAAACAUAAAGGAAGAUGGAAGGUCACCUUUGAUACCACCCUUAAACAGAGCUCCUUUUAUAUCAGAGCUUCCCAGCCUGCAGACUCAGCCACUUAUCUCUGUGCUGCAGACACACAGCAGUGCCCUGGUAGCCACUUCCUGCACCCAAACCCUGCUUAG